This is a messenger RNA of Anguilla rostrata (American eel), 3383 nucleotides long. It is a transcript of the gene mmp15a, whose product is annotated as matrix metallopeptidase 15a. Gene Ontology annotation, biological process: collagen catabolic process; extracellular matrix organization; proteolysis. Lineage: Eukaryota; Metazoa; Chordata; Actinopteri; Anguilliformes; Anguillidae. Bases 1043 to 3055 code for a protein of 670 amino acids. Gene Ontology annotation, molecular function: metalloendopeptidase activity; zinc ion binding. Gene Ontology annotation, cellular component: extracellular matrix. The record is from RefSeq and is a predicted model, not a curated record. The transcript is spliced from 11 exons.
UUAUAUUCAGCGCGAGGCACAAAGGCACGGGGACUGGACAGAGACAGCGGCCAAGAUCGGCCUGGAGGAGGGGUGCGCGAGAGUGGACACCGUCCCUUAAAACUGAAAGAAAACCUGGAUUUUAACGGGCAGAGAAUCAUAACAGUAAAGGUUUUUUGUGCGAUUCUGUGAUUCCAAUGCCGGCGCCAUUAAGCUAAACCGGAGAGAUUUGUGGAAGAGGUCGAUAACUGCAGCCGAUAUCUGUUUCUCUGCCUGAACCAAUACCGACGCUAAUUUACAACAUCAAUAGUCGACAAGCGUGGUUACAACUUUGUUUUCAACUUCUUAUUUAAAGGCGUGCUUCAUUGCCCACUUCGCGGCGGCGUAGGUGAGAUCACUAUAGCUGAUAUCAGCAGCUACUUGAUGAUUAUUAAUAAAUCGUUGAUAGCCGACGAGUAAUUACCCGUGCUCUUUCUGUCUUAUAGUCGACGUAAAGGGAUACAGCUGGAAAGAAGAAAAUACGAAGGGGGCUAUUUGGAAGCGCUUCUGAUUUGGACUUUUGUGCUGGUCCGCCCCUGACAACAAAAUUUGCACGGGGGGAAAUUGGCAAGCCUGUGCUUGACACCAAGGACUUUGGCGAGAGUGCUGCCAGGACUUCGCCUAAUUGGGCCAUUUUCGGAGUACUCCCACGGGGUUUUUGUAGCACUAACUAGAACCGGAGAAACUGGCGGAGAACGUGUAGCUUGCAUGCAGUAAGGGAAAGCGUUAGAAUAUAGUCAACAGAUAUGACUGGAUUACUCGGAGCAGAGACAGUUUACGUUAUGGCAACUGAGUUUUGCGUUUGAAGAAGGAGAAUGACUGCACGAGAGGGCUUGUAGUUUAGGAAUUUUGAUGCCCCAGUUCCAUCGGUUACUUAUUUUCCCCAGGAAAAGAACCCGUUUUGCGUUCAAACGGAGCGCAAGGAAAUAAGUCCGGAGGCGCUAUCAAUUUGUCGCGCACUGUGUCGGCUUAGUGACCUCGCGCUUGUUCUCGUCAAGCACCGUGGACUGGCAAGGUUGCCCCCAUGGCGAAGAUGGCACCCUCGUGGAAGCGCUGGACUCGGUCGUUCCUGACCCUGGUCCCGUUCAUUGCGUUCCUUGCGCUGGGCAGUUUUGGGACGCAUGCGGCAGACGACGACACUUUCAACGCAGAGUCAUGGCUCCGGAUGUACGGCUACCUCCCCCAGGCCAGUCGGCAGAUGUCCACCCUGCGCACGGCGCAGAUCCUGUCCAACGCCGUCGCCGACAUGCAGCGCUUCUACGGGCUGACCGUCACCGGCAAGAUGGACCCGGGGACCCUCCAGGCGAUGAAAAGGCCUCGCUGCGGGGUGCCGGACAAAUUUGGCGGUCAGAUCAAGACCAACGUGCGACGGAAGCGCUACGCGCUGACGGGGCACAAGUGGAGCAAGGACCUGCUGACCUUCAGCAUCCAGAACUACACGCCGAAGGUGGGGGAGCACAACUCGAUCGAGGCGAUCCGCAAGGCCUUCCGGGUGUGGGAGAGCGUGACGCCGCUGCGCUUCGAGGAGAUCCCCUACCAGGAGGUGAAGUACGGCCGCCGCAAGGACCCCGACAUCAUGAUCUUCUUCGCCUCCCGUUUCCACGGCGACAGCACGCCGUUCGACGGGCCCGGCGGCUUCCUGGCGCACGCCUACUUCCCGGGCCCCGGCAUGGGCGGCGACACCCACUUCGACUCGGACGAGCCCUGGACCCUCGGCAACCACGACCCGAUGGGUAACGACCUGUUCCUGGUGGCCGUGCACGAGCUGGGCCACGCCCUGGGCCUGGAGCACUCCAGCAACCCCAUGGCCAUCAUGGCGCCCUUCUACCAGUGGAUGGACACGGACGACUUCAAACUGCCGGAGGACGACACCCGCGGAAUACAGCAGAUCUAUGGAACCCCGGACGGCGCGCCCACUCGACCCUUGCCCACCGUCACCCCCCGUCGCCCCGCCCAGCCCGAUCCCAGACCUCCCAGGCCGCCCAGCAACCCCCCGGGCCCGCCGAAAACUCCCCCCCACGUCCCCCCUCGCCGACCGGAACGUCCGCGCACCACCGACCGCCCCGACCACUACGGCCCCAACAUCUGCGAGGGGAACUUCGACGCCGUCACCAUGCUGCGGGGGGAGAUGUUCGUCUUCAAGGGCCGCUGGUUCUGGAGAGUCCGGAGAAACCGGGUCCUGGACAACUACCCCAUGCCCAUCGGCCACUUCUGGAGGGGUCUUCCCGGGGACAUCGACGCUGCCUACGAACGGCAUGAUGGGAAAUUUGUCUUUUUCAAAGGGAGUAAAUUCUGGCUGUUCAGGGAGGCGAACCUGGAGCCCGGUUACCCCCAGGAGCUGACGGAGUACGGGCAGGACAUCCCGUACGACAAGAUCGAGACGGCCAUCUGGUGGGAGCCCUCCGGCUACACCUACUUCUUCAGGGGGGAUCGGUACUGGCGUUUCAACGAGCAGUCGCGGGCCGUCGACAGGGAUUACCCCAAACCCAUCAGCGUGUGGGGCUCCAUUCCGGUCUCUCCCAAGGGGGCCUUCCUCAGCGACGACACAGCCUACACCUACUUCUACAAGGGAACCAAGUACUGGAAGUUUGACAACCAUCGGAUGAAGGGCGAGCCGGGCUACCCCAAAUCCAUCCUGCGGGACUUCAUGGGCUGCAGCAUGGACCUGGACCCGGAGGUGGACGAGGACGCGGGGCGCAAGUGGCCCGCCGUGGACCGGCCGCCCUUCGACCCCGACGCCGGGCAGGACCCCGACCGCGACGCCGACCCCGGCGGCGACCCCGGCCGCGACCCCGACCGCGAACGCGACGGCACCAACGACGUGGACUACACGGGCGGCGAGGACGGCGAGGAGGAGGUCAAAGACGUGGACGUGGUGCUCAAGGUGGACAACAAUGACAUCAUCCUGGUGACGGUGCCCCUGGUCCUGGUGCUGUGCAUUCUGGGAUUGAUAUACGCCAUCAUCAGCAUGCUGCAGCGGAAAGGGGCGCCCAGGCUGCUGGUCCACUGCAAGCGUUCCCUGCAGGACUGGGUUUGACCUUUCACCUUUGACCCCACCCCCCCCCACCCACCACCUCCUCCUCCUCCCACUUCCCCAAUUUGCCUCCCCACGGUGCUCUGCCCAAUCCGUUGACUGUAGUCUAUUUAUAUCAGGAACUUUGCACAUUGUUUUGUUUUGUUUUUUUUUUUGGUUCUUUUUUUUUGUUUUGUUUUGUUUUGUGUGUGUGGGUUUUUUUGUUGUUUUUGUUUUUUUAAACCUGGUAAUUGUUUCUCCAGCUUUUCGCUCCACCUUAGUCUGAUUCAGAGCUUCCGCCUGGUACGCCAAUCGUGGGCUGAAUUAAAAAAAAAAAAAAUGAAAAUAUAAA